This is a messenger RNA of Triplophysa rosa, 315 nucleotides long. RefSeq names its product reprimo, TP53 dependent G2 arrest mediator candidate b (gene rprmb). Lineage: Eukaryota; Metazoa; Chordata; Actinopteri; Cypriniformes; Nemacheilidae. The record is from RefSeq and is a predicted model, not a curated record. The transcript has a single exon. The coding region runs from base 1 to 315 and encodes 104 amino acids.
AUGAAUUCAACCGUUUUUAACACAGACAGUGGUUUAUUUUCCAACAGAAGCAGCGAGAGCUUUCUUUCGUGCUGUAAUUUGUCCUCUGUGGUGACGGACAGCGGUUUCGAGUCAACGGCGCUGGAUGAGCGGAGCGCGUUUAUCAUGCGCACGGUGCAGAUCGCGGUCAUGUGCGUGCUCGCGCUCACCGUGGUUUUCGGCAUAUUCUUUUUAGGCUGUAACUUGCUUAUUAAAUCCGAGGGCAUGAUCAACUUUCUGGUCACGGAGAGAAGACCGUCAAAGGACGUUGAAGCGGUUAUCGUGGGACCGUACUAG